AUUGUUUGUGUAAAUAGCUGAGGGAAUUUGUUUACUUAAACGUCUCUACCAAGAGAAACAAUUCUCAUGUGGGUAUAUGACGAAGAUGAAUCAACAAUUUUUUUAGAUAUUGAACCAUAACAUACAACAUUUACAUUUUAACAAGACAUCCAAAAAUAUAACAUAUUUAAGAAAGUGGGUUAACAUUACACUGAGAACUUUAAAUAAAAUAAAUAUACAAUAGUUUGCUCGAUCUAACGCUGCGCAGAAAGAUGCGCAUGAUAUCACGUCUCGCGAUACUUCGACGUCAUAUGCUGAUCGGUUUGCCCGCACCGCAAAAAGUCGACACCCACUCUCUACUUACGACGAUUUAUGUCACGAAUCUCCGGAUUUACAAUCAUCCUGCUUUUUGUGACUGAACUCAGGUCAGUUUGCGCGGAUUGUUUCAAGCUUUCAGCUUGUUGCUGUGCAGAAUGAGGCGCGUGAGAAGGAGGCGGAGUCUGGAGUCGGUUCCCAUGGCGACCUGCUGCUUGUAAAUAGCGUGUUAUCUUCUCCAUGCGAACUCAAACACAUUCUCACGGGCCGCGUAUCACAUCCGUCCGUCCGUUUCACUCAAUACAACCAGUCCGACAGCUUCGUUUUGUUUUUGUUUCCUUUUAUCCACAGGAAUUUGCGAUUUGGGUCCGGUUUUAUUUUCUAAUUACACGUCAGGAUACGACAUUUCCAGAGAUGGAGAAGUAUGAGAAGAUCAGCAAGAUCGGUGAGGGUUCGUACGGCGUAGUGUUCAAGUGCAGAAAUAAAGACACGGGUCAGAUUGUUGCCAUCAAGAAGUUUGUGGAGUCUGAGGACGACCCCAUCAUUAAGAAAAUAGCACACAGAGAAACCCGUAUGCUAAAGCAAUUGAAGCAUCCAAACCUGGUGAAUCUGAUCGAGGUGUUCAGAAGAAAAAGAAAAUUGCACCUGGUGUUUGAAUACUGCGACCACACUGUUCUCAAUGAGCUGGACAGAUAUCCACGAGGCGUUCCAGAGCACAUGGUGAAAAGUAUCAUUUGGCAAACACUUCAAGCUGUGAACUUUUGCCACAAACAAAACUGUAUACACAGAGAUGUGAAGCCUGAGAAUAUACUCAUCACCAAACAUCAGGUCAUCAAACUCUGCGACUUUGGCUUUGCCAGGAUCCUCACGGGUCCAUGUGAUUACUACACGGAUUAUGUAGCGACACGAUGGUACAGAGCUCCGGAACUGCUAGUCGGAGACACGCAGUACGGCCCACCAGUGGAUGUCUGGGCAGUGGGUUGUGUGUUUGCUGAACUGCUCUCUGGCGCCCCUUUAUGGCCGGGUCAAUCCGACGUAGACCAGCUCUAUCAAAUCAGGAAAACCCUGGGUGAGUUGAUUCCCCGACAUCAGCAGGUGUUUAGCACUAACCAGUUCUUCAGUGGAGUUUGUGUCCCUGAACCACAGGAGAUGGAGCCACUUGAAGAAAAAUAUCCAAACAUCUCUUACCAGGCGCUGAACCUUAUGAAGGGUUGUCUGCAAAUGGAUCCAGCUGAGAGGUUGACCUGCGAGCAGUUACUGGAGCAGCCGUACUUUGACAGUCUGCGAGAGGAAAGCGAGAGCGUGACGCGUGAACUAGACCGCAAGAGACGCCCGCGCCAGCCACGCAAACACCUUCCACCUGGGUAUUUGCCCCAGUUGGCCAGCAGUACUGUCUUUCCUGCUGUGGAGCACAAAAAGUACUACAACAACCUGCGCAAAUUCAACUAUCAUCUGCCCAACAUAUGAUGGAAGCCAACUCUAUAAGAACUAAAAACGAACCGUCCAGCUCUUGGCUGGGGCCUGUAUGUGUGUUUGCAAGAUAGACAAAGGGCUCUGCUCUGCCUGUAGAAAAAUAACGUCACACUGCCAAAGCAAAGACUCGCAGAGGGAUUUCUGAAAAGUAUAAUGAACGACGACAGCAAUAACUUUGAUAUUAAUAUCAACGAAUGUUGUGCUGUGCUCCAUAGUUUGAUUAGAGACUGAGAUCAGUGCUGUAGAAACAUUUGCACUGUAGGAACUUUUUAAACCUUUAUGUAACCUCUAUGUAUGUUUGAAGUGUGUAAAUAGGAAGUUAUAGAGGACACAGUCAUGCACAGACAGAAUCUUUAAUUUUUUUCUUUAGUUGUGCACAACAUUAAAUGUGACACUGGACCACAAAACCAUUUUUUGAAAGCUUUUUUUAUUUUUGGUUAGUUAGGAGGAUAGGACCAUCUUUGGCGAUGAAAACUAUUUGAAAAUCGAAUCUGAGGGUGCUUUAAAGGGAUAGUUCACUUUAAAAUGAAAAUUCUGUCAUCAUUUACUCAUCCUCAUGUUGUUCUAAACCUGUAUGAAUUUCUUUUUUCUGAUGAACACAAAAUAAGAUAUUUUGAGAAAUGAUGGUAAGCACACAGUUGACGGUACCCAUUAAAUUCCAUCAUAUUUUUUUAUUCAUUCUAUGGAAGUCUAUGGUCACUUACUGCUGUGUGUUAUCUCAAAAUAUCUUAUUUUGUGUUCAUCAGAAAAAAGAAAUUCAUACAGGUUUAGAACAACAUGAGGAUGAGUAAAUGAUGACAGAAUUUUCAUUUUAAAGUUUUCAAAAAAAUGCUCAUUUUCCAACUCCCCUAGAGUUAAACAUUUGAUUCUUACUGUUUUGGAAUCCAUUCAGCUGAUCUCCGGGUCUGGCGCUAGCACUUUUAGCAUAGCUUAGCAUAAUCCAUUGAAUUUGGUUAGACCAUUAGCAUUGCGCUAAAAAAAAUAACCAAAGAGUUUCGAUAUUUUUCCUAUUUAAAACUCGACUCUUCUGUAGUUACAUCGUGUACUAAGACUGAUGGAAAAUUAAAAGUUGCGAUUUUGUAGGGAGAUAUGGCUAGGAACUAUACUCUUAUUCUGGCGUAAUAAUCAGUGACUUUGAUGAUGGAACAUGCCCGAAAAUAGUCCCCUUGGUUACUUUCAAUGGCAGGGGACUAUUUUCGGGCAGUGCGUAAUAUCACUACGCCUGCUGCAGCCAUGUUACAUCAGCAAAGUCCUUGAUUAUUACGCCAGAAUGAGAGUAUAGUUCCUAACCACAUCUGCCUAAAAAAUCACAACUUUUAAUUUUCCGUCGGUCUUGGUUCACGAUGUAACUAAAGAAGAGUCAAGUUUUAAAUAUAAUUUUUUUUUACUCUUUGGUUAUUUUUUAGCGCAAUGCUAAUGGUCUAAUCAGAUUCAAUGGAUUGUGCUAAGCUAUGCUAAAAGUGCUAGCGCCAGACCAGCUGAAUGAAUUUCCAAAACGGUAAGAAUCAAAUAUUUAACUCUAGAGGAGUUGGAAAAUUAGCAUAUUUUCGAAAAAAAGUGGACCUUUAAAGUUGUCCAAAUGAAGUCCUUAGCAACACAUAUUACUAAUAAUAAAUAUAUUUUUGAUGCAUUUAUGGUAGGACAUUAUAAAUAUCUUCAUGCAACAUAAUCUUUACUUAAUAUCCUAAUAAUUUUUGUCAUAAAAGAUCGACAAUUUUGACCCAUUCAAUGUAUUGUUGGCUAUAGCUACAAAUAUACCCGUGCGACAUAUGACUGGUUUUGUGGUCCAGGGUCACAUAUGUGUUCAAUACAACAUUGGUACUGACAGCAUGAAACAUAAUCAGGUUAGCCAAAAUAUGUGCUGAACAAACAUUGACAAGCGCUGUGUUUUGGCUAAAGUUUAUUACCCUUGUGAACUUUUUAUUAUAUGACUGGUGCUAAUAAUUGAGCCACUGACUUGCACCAAAUGCCAAAUUCUUGAGACAUGAUUCACAAAUGUGUAUUUGUGUUCAGAUGUAGAAACGAAUGAAUGGGAAAUACUGUUUUUGUUCCGUUUUGAAACUAAAAUCAUUAAAGAUCUUUCUGCAACAUUCA
Messenger RNA from Misgurnus anguillicaudatus (oriental weatherfish), 3861 nucleotides. RefSeq names its product cyclin dependent kinase like 1 (CDC2 related kinase) (gene cdkl1). Gene Ontology annotation, cellular component: nucleus. Gene Ontology annotation, molecular function: ATP binding; protein serine/threonine kinase activity. Lineage: Eukaryota; Metazoa; Chordata; Actinopteri; Cypriniformes; Cobitidae. Gene Ontology annotation, biological process: protein phosphorylation. The record is from RefSeq and is a predicted model, not a curated record.